AAGUACGCGAGCGAGCGUCCCAGGAGGGUCCUAGCUGUGGUAAAUGGAGACCUGGUGUGUUGUAGGUAAUUGGAGACCAAUGACAACCAUCUUGCACAUCCAAGAUACCACAAGUUAGUGUUUUAAAUGUUCUAACUGGCUGUCGACCACACGUCUUCCACCUCCCUCCAAAUUGCCUAGUGACUCCGCUUCCAUACCCAGCCCCCUUUGUGGAGUGGGUUCUUGCCCCAGGCAGCAUAGUCAACAAAACUUCCAGAAGCUGGAGCUAGAAAGUUCCCGCUCAGGACCCAGAUGAGCCUGGAGACAGAUAAUUUGAGGUGUUGAAAUUGGGGCAGAUGGGGAUCUCAGAUCAGGCUAUGCUGUGAGGAAAGAUAGUGGAUCAUUCUUGGAUGAUUUGUGCUUCCUGGAAGAAAAACAAUUUGCCUCAGAGAAAUACGGUCCAAUAUAGGGAGCUAGAAAUCUGUUACACUACUGUCUUGCACAUUGAAGCAUCACAAGGAAGGAUUUCAACUUCUAUCGGUUGUGAACCAAAUCCAUUCACCUGACUCCAAACAGGCCUGCAGAUUGUGCAUCACCAGCAGCUUAGAGGAAGGAGGAAGAAGUGCCUGGUUUGGGUAUUAUUAUUUUUGGGAUAUCCUCAUGAGAGAUUGAAAUUUGUGAACAUCAUUAGAGCUGAUGCAGAUAAGACAAACAUAGAGCAUCCCAGUUGCCGGCAGAGUUCUAAGGACCAAAGAAAAUGACCAAGGCUCAGGAAUCACUGACAUUUAAUGAUGUGGCUGUUAAGUUCACCUGGGAGGAAUGGCAGCUCCUGACCUCUGCUCAGAAGACUCUAUAUCAGGAUGUGAUGUUGGAGAACUAUCGCAACCUGGUGUCCAUUGAGAUCCUGAAAGUUGAUGAUCAUUUGCUCGAUCAGUCACAACAUGAAAGGAGUGUGGAGAGAACUGAACAAUUCUAUAAAUUUAAUACAUUGGAAAAUAUUCUUCAUCAUAAAAACAAUUUUCCUCUAAUGGAAAAUUAUGAGCUAUUUGGCACACAUGAAAAAAUGGUAAAACCAGAUUUAAUCCUUCCAGUAUUAAAUCAAAAGAGUAGUAACAAAAUAAAGAAGUCAAUUGUGCAAAGUGAAGAUGAGAAUACUUUUUUCAUUGUUGAAGAAGACCAAUUUUGUACUGAUAUAAAAUUCUCUGCGUGUGAAAAAUUCAGUAGCAUGAAGUCACAGUGCAUUCAGCAUGAGGAAUCUGACAAAUUUGAAAUACCAGGCAUAGGUGAUAAAUGUGGGAAAACCUUCAUCAAGCAAUCUUUUUUCUGUGAGGAUCAGAUCAUUCAGGUACUAGAUAAGACCUAUGAAUGCAGUCAGUGUGGGCAAGAAUUCGACAAAGUAUUCGAACUCACUGCACAUUAUCGAACAGUUCAUAUAGGACAAAAACCAUAUAAAUGCUUGGAAUGUGGCAAAGCUUAUCACAGUAAAUCAUAUCUCCAGGAGCAUCAGAAAACUCAUGUGGCAGAGACCCCCUGUGUGUGCAGUGAAUGUGGGAAAUGUUUCCCCAGCUACAGUGAUCUCACUGCUCAUCAGCAAACUCAUACUGGAGAGAAAUCUCAUGUACGUGGUGAGUGUGGUAAAGUUUUCAGCCGGAAGCAAUGCCUUACAGCACAUCAGACAUUUCACACAGGAAAGAAACCCCACAUAUGUGGUGAAUGUGGAAAAGCCUUUAGCUGGAAGAAUGUUCUCACUGUUCAUCAGCGAACUCAUACUGGAGAGAAACCUCAUGUAUGUGGUGAAUGUGGAAAAGCCUUUAUCAAGAAGCAUGCUCUCACUGUUCACCAGCGAACUCAUACUGGAGAAAAACCUUAUGUAUGUGUUGAGUGUGGUAAAGCUUUCAGCCGGAAGCGAUGCCUCAUAGCACAUCAGACAUUUCACACAGGAAACAAACCCUAUGUAUGUGGUGAAUGUGGAAAAGCCUUUAUCAGGAAGACUGUUCUCACUGAUCAUCAGCGAACUCAUUCUGGGGAGAAGCCCCAUGUAUGUGGUGAAUGUGGAAAAGCCUUUAUCAGGAAGCAUGCUCUCACUGUUCAUCAGCGAACUCAUACUGGAGAGAAACCUCAUAUAUGUGGUGAAUGUGGAAAAGCCUUUACCUGGAAGGCUGCUCUCACUGUUCAUUUGCGAACUCAUACUGGAGAGAAGCCCCAUGUGUGUUUUGAAUGUGGAAAAGCUUUUAUCACGAAGAAUGAACUCACUGCUCAUCAGCGAAUUCAUACUGGGGAGAAACCUUAUGUAUGCGGUGAGUGUGGUAAAGCUUUCAGCUGGAAGCGGUCCCUUACAGCACAUCAGACAUUUCACACAGGAAUGAAACCCCAUGUAUGUGGUGAAUGUGGAAAAGCCUUUAUCACAAAGAAUGGACUCACUGUUCAUCAGCGAACUCAUACUGGGGAGAAACCCCAUGUAUGUGGUGAAUGUGGAAAAACCUUUAUCAGGAAGAAUACUCUUACUGCUCAUCAGCGCAUUCAUACUGGGGAUAAACCCCAUGUAUGUGGUGAAUGUGGAAAAGCCUUUACCUGGAAGCAUGCUCUUACUGUUCAUCAGCGAACUCAUAUUGAGAUUGGCCGAGUCCGCGCAUCUUUCUGUGGGCGCGCUCUGGCCACAGACUGGGUUUCUGCUGCCGGCUCAGCGCCGCCGCCGCCUCCGGACCGGGUCCAGACGGAGCAGAAGCACCUGAGAAAGAACCUGUUCUCACCCCGGCCCGGAGCCGCCCCUCCAGCCCCUCCCUCCAGGGGCGGAGCUCCCUCGUUAUCUCCAGGCCCCGCCCCCUCACAGAUCCUGCCCCCAGACGUGGUGACGCAAUUUCCUGUGGACGCCGCUUCCUCCAACUGA
Echinops telfairi (small Madagascar hedgehog) is the source of this 2866-nucleotide messenger RNA. Its product is annotated as zinc finger protein 615-like. NCBI's taxonomy places the organism in Eukaryota, Metazoa, Chordata, Mammalia, Afrosoricida, Tenrecidae. The transcript has 9 exons. Gene Ontology annotation, molecular function: DNA-binding transcription repressor activity, RNA polymerase II-specific. Gene Ontology annotation, biological process: negative regulation of transcription by RNA polymerase II. The record is from RefSeq and is a predicted model, not a curated record. Bases 737 to 2866 code for a protein of 709 amino acids.